Molecule: messenger RNA, 1655 nt
Organism: Rhododendron vialii
Lineage: Eukaryota; Viridiplantae; Streptophyta; Magnoliopsida; Ericales; Ericaceae
Product: RHOMBOID-like protein 13
Exons: 2
Coding region: 442-1257 (271 amino acids)
Cellular component (GO): membrane
Molecular function (GO): serine-type endopeptidase activity
Source: RefSeq, a predicted model, not a curated record
CAGCGAACCAGAAAAAUCUUGUGUUGAAUGAUGAAUUCCAUCAAUCUGGAGCCAAAAAGAAUUUGGAAGUUAUUCGAUUGAAUUCUGAAGAACCCAACUCCCAGCUUGGUGGUAUGAGAUAUUGAAAUGUCAAGAUUUUUCAUUUGAAAGGUAAUAUUUUGAUCACUGGUUUGUAGGUGUAGAUUUGGAUCUCUGUUGGACCUGGAGAUUCUUGAGUUUGGUUUCUGGGUUUUUGGCUUUGUGUGAUCUAGAUUUUGGAUUUUGGAUUUUUUUUUUUUUAUAACUCGGGUGUCCGGGCCCAGCUUUCACGCACCUCGACUAAUCUUGAGAACUAAUCCCAGAAUUUUGGAUUUUCGAUUGUUGCUGUUAGUAGAAAUUGGAGUUUUAAGUGUUUGCUUAAUUUGGUUGAGACAUACUGGAGAUUUUGGAGAAGGGUUUUACAUGGGGAAGCCACUGUUUUAUGAGAUCUUGGAAAAACCUGCUACUAGUUGUGUUAUAGGAAUAUGCAGUGCAAUUUGGUUCUACAUACAGAAGAAAAAUAUAGGGUAUUCACAUGUGGGACUAAGUUAUGAAACCGCUGUUGAAGGACACCAUUGGAGGAUUAUAACGUCUGCUUUUUCCCAUAUCAGCAUCCUUCAUCUUGUUUUCAAUAUGAGUGCACUUUGGAGCCUUGGAGUCGUCGAACAGUUAGGGCCGAUGGGACUAGGGGUCGAGUUUUAUCUUCAUUACACGCUAGUACUCGUAGUGUUAUCAGGGUUGGUAGUGUUGGGAGCUUACCAUGUUUUGAUUUCAAAUUUCAAGAUAGAGUAUUUCCGGAGAGUGACAGCUGUUGGGUAUUCGUGUGUGGUUUUUGGCUGGAUGACGAUUCUUUCAGUGAAGCAACCAUCGUCCAAGCUAAACCUUUUAGGGCUUCUUUCUCUGCCAAUCAGUUUUGCACCGUUUGAGUCGCUUAUAUUUACCUCAAUAAUAGUUCCACAAGCAAGUUUUGUUGGCCACUUAUCCGGCAUUAUUGUUGGUUAUGCUAUUGGUUGGGGUCUGAUCCGUGGGAUGAAUAACUAUUGGGCAGUUUCUAUGUUGGGAUGGAUUGUAGUUGUGUUUGUGUUGAGUUUGAAGCACUCUGGUUUAUUUGAUUUCCACUUUCUUGAGAUUGAAUCCGUUACAGAUCCCUCCUUGCCUUCUGUGCGGAUUUUGGCUUCAGGAAAUGGUAGGAAUCUGCAAAUAAGUUCGCUGCCAGUUGUCGGUGCAGAUGUUGUGUAGCUUACAGUUGAGCCAUGAUAUUCUUUGUGGGAAGUACUGCACUCAGAUUAGGGCAAGCUUUUAUUUACCUUGUACACCAGGCCUCGUUUGAUUCGCGGAUUAACUGCAUGGGAUAGGACUAACUGUACAAUCCUGAGUUAUCCCCCGUUUGGUUCCCGAAAUGACUGUCCGGAUUAUUAAUCCUUGUAUUAUUGUUCUCAGGUGCUUCAUUUACCUGCAAGAGAAGAGUUUUUUCUGGUCUUUAAGAUCUUGCUGUCCUUUCUCUUCCAUUCAAUUGUUUUUUCCACUAAAUGAAAUGUCAAUGUUAAUGGGUUUGUUACAGAAACAAUUCUGACAUGGCCUCAUAGAACAAAAGAUGGGAUGAAUUUGAUUACUAUGUUAAUUUACUCGUUUUCUUU